AUAGGCGAACCUGGCACACAAAUGACCUUGAAGACCUUCCACUUCGCUGGCGUCGCUUCCAUGAACAUCACCCAGGGAGUACCGCGGGUGAAGGAAAUCAUCAACGCGUCUCGCAACAUUUCCACUCCGAUAAUCACAGCCGAAUUGGUGCACCCGUUUGACCAGGAGUUCGCUAGGAGAGUUAAGGGGCGGAUUGAGAAGACAACCCUAGGAGAGAUAACAAGGCAUAUUGACGAGAUGUACUUGCCCGACGAAUGUUUUCUGCUCAUAACACUGGACGCUGAGCGAAUGCGACUGCUCUCUCUGGAAGUCAGCGUCGAGUCUAUCGUUUACUCGAUGUGCACAUCAAAACUGAAAGUAAAGCCAACGAAUAUACAGAUUGUAUCCGAGUGGGCAAUCAAAGUGCACGCGGAGCCUGCGAAGGGCGGCGGCUGGCUCAACAUGUCGCUGCAUCAAUUGUGCCGAAAUCUACCUAACAUCGUUGUGAAAGGACUGCCGCAGGUUGCUCGAGCCGUUAUUGCGUGCGACGACACCGGAGGCCCUACUAAUUAUAAACUGUGCGUUGAAGGUGACGGGCUGCGUGACGUCAUGGCAACCUAUGGGAUCGAUGGAACGAAAACCACAUCGAAUAAUAUUUUGGAGGUGUUCCACACACUUGGCAUCGAAGCAGCGAAGUCUACAAUAAUCAGCGAGAUCCAAGGUGUGAUGGCCGGUCACGGCAUGUCAGUGGAUCGACGACACGUGCAGCUACUAGCCGGGCAGAUGACCGCGAGGGGGGAAGUGCUGGGUAUCACUCGGUACGGUUUGGCGAGGAUGAAGGAGUCAGUUCUUAAUCUAGCUUCGUUCGAAAAAACUGCCGACCACUUAUUCGACGCUGCCUACUACGGACAACAAGACUGCAUCGAAGGAGUAUCCGAAUCUAUUAUAUUAGGAGUUCCAGCUGCCAUCGGCACCGGCGUCCUGCAAUUAUUACACAGACAUCCGCCAGCAAAAGAGACGCCCAUACGUAGAGAAUUAUUGUUCGAUAGACGAGAGUUUCACAACUCUAUAUGGGAUUGA
Molecule: messenger RNA, 1059 nt
Organism: Hyposmocoma kahamanoa
Lineage: Eukaryota; Metazoa; Arthropoda; Insecta; Lepidoptera; Cosmopterigidae
Product: DNA-directed RNA polymerase III subunit RPC1-like
Exons: 6
Coding region: 22-1059 (345 amino acids)
Biological process (GO): DNA-templated transcription
Molecular function (GO): DNA binding; DNA-directed RNA polymerase activity
Source: RefSeq, a predicted model, not a curated record